Molecule: messenger RNA, 909 nt
Organism: Symbiodinium pilosum
Lineage: Eukaryota; Dinophyceae; Suessiales; Symbiodiniaceae
Source: the annotation of a GenBank genome assembly
AUGUCUUUUUGGCAAGAAGUUGCAGAGGCUGCAGCUGCUGCUCAAUUUCCCUCGCUGAGAGGUUUGCGCUUUCGGCCUGGCGGUCGACUCCCGCUGCUGGACCUCCCAGCCAGAAAUGGAUACCCGAGCGGCUUCCGACAACUGCAGCUUCCAAAGCAGGAAACCAGGUCUGCCAGGGAUGAGCUGGAAGGCCAAGUCCUGACCGACCGAUUUGAGCCUUGGAUUGGAAAUCAAGCGCAUCAGAGUCAGAGUCUGCGACUUUCUUGGACAUUUUCAUUUUUUCAGGAGCUGGGGCUCAGCUUCUAUGCCUUGAAGUCUCGGCAUGGUGCAGCCUGCAAGGGCAUUCUGCUGAAGAACCGUGCCCUGCCGCACAACGUGCUGCCCUGGGCCGCGUUGCCCGCUUCUCGAGAGCUGCUGAAGCGAGCGCUUGAGAGCCUCGGCUUGCUGAAUCAGCUCUCCGAGCGGCGCUGCAACGGCAUGGCACGCUUCUACCGACCGGGCCAGGCCCUGCCAAGGCACGUGGACCACGAGAUGUUCGAGGACCUCAAAGCACUGCAAAGCGCUGCAAAGCUCUGCAAAGCAGUAGACACCAUUGUGGGAGUGGUGCUGCGGGCCUCGUCCACAGAUGGGCUGCGUUUGUGCCAAGAGACGCCAUCGCCUGACGGCUCCAUGGCAUUGCUGGCGGAGGCCAAGGGGAUCGGUGGCUUCAAGGCAGCUUUUUUUGCAGAGCUCGGCUUCCAACUGAGGGAGGAAGAUGGUUUGUGCUUCUGCCUCCAGGGUGCGGCACGCGAGUUGGCCCACGAGGUGCCCACUGUAAGCUCCGAACGGCUGUCACUGACCUUCCGCUGGUUCCGGGACGACUUCCUGCAAGAGCUCGAGGACUUGGAGGCCUCUCUGGAACAAGGCUGA